Molecule: messenger RNA, 2500 nt
Organism: Hemiscyllium ocellatum (epaulette shark)
Lineage: Eukaryota; Metazoa; Chordata; Chondrichthyes; Orectolobiformes; Hemiscylliidae
Gene: fbxw7
Product: F-box and WD repeat domain containing 7
Biological process (GO): proteasome-mediated ubiquitin-dependent protein catabolic process; ubiquitin recycling
Cellular component (GO): nucleus; cytoplasm
Molecular function (GO): ubiquitin binding
Source: RefSeq, a predicted model, not a curated record
CUCCCCCUCUGCUUUACGGACUCUCUGGGGCUUUGUUCAUCUAAUUGACGUGCAACUCACAUUGUCGGGAGCUGGACUCUGCCAUUUCUUUUUUUCCCCCCAGGCAGGGGGUGGAGCGGAGUGCAACUUGAUCCAUCUGCCAGACACAAGAAUAUGUUCAUUGGAGAACAGAUUCUCCAAGACGAGCGUUCCUCUCUCCGCUCCCCCUUCUAUUCGUGCUUUUUUUUAUCCCUCCCUGAACGCCCCAGUGCAGCUUUCUGUCUGAGAAUUGGUGAGCUGUAUUAGCUUUAUAGAUGGUGGUUUGCUCAGUGCUGGUGCACGCUUUCCUAUCAUUUGACGUGUCUGAGCAUGUCCAUGUUGGGGACAUCUCAGGAUCUACCUGACGGAACAUACUAUCAGCAAUCGGCAGCGAAGACGCAAGGAUCUGAACCAGCGGUUAAAAUGGGUUUCUACGGCACUUUAAAAAUGAUCUUUUUUAAAAUGAAGAGAAAAUUGGACCCUGGCCCUGAGGUCCGGUCUUUCUCUUCAGGGAAGAAACCUUGCAAAGGUUCAGAGUACAAAAGCACCACAGGGCUGGUUCCAUGUUCAGCAACACCUACUACUUUUGGCGACCUGAGAGCUGCAAAUGGACAAGGGCAACAGCGGCGUCGGCUCACAACUGUCCAGCCACCUCCAGAACUGCAAGAUUGGCUCAAGACCUUUCAGAGUUGGAGUGGACCAGAAAGAUUACUUGCAUUAGAUGAAUUGAUUGACAGCUGCGAACCUACUCAAGUAAAGCACAUGAUGCAAGUUAUAGAACCCCAGUUCCAACGAGAUUUCAUCUCAUUGCUCCCAAAAGAGCUAGCCCUGUAUGUUCUCUCAUUCCUGGAUCCCAAGGAUUUGCUGCAGGCAGCGCAGACCUGCCGUUACUGGAGGAUACUGGCUGAAGACAACCUACUUUGGAGAGAGAAAUGUAAAGAGGAAGGAAUUGAUGAGCCUGUAUACAUCAAAAGGAGAAAAGUGAUCAAACCAGGCUUUGCUCACAGCCCUUGGAAAAGUGCUUAUAUCCGACAGCACAGAAUAGAUACUAACUGGCGCUGUGGAGAUCUGAAGACCCCAAAGGUGCUGAAAGGGCAUGAUGAUCAUGUGAUCACAUGCCUACAAUUCUGUGGUAACCGAAUUGUCAGUGGUUCUGAUGACAACACACUGAAAGUGUGGUCAGCUGUUACAGGAAAGUGUUUGAGAACAUUAGUAGGACAUACGGGUGGUGUCUGGUCAUCCCAGAUGAGAGGCAAUAUCAUUAUAAGUGGAUCCACUGACCGAACAUUGAAAGUAUGGAAUGCAGACUCUGGCGAAUGUAUUCACACACUCUAUGGUCAUACCUCUACUGUGCGCUGCAUGCACCUCCAUGAAAAUCGGGUUGUGAGUGGGUCUCGAGAUGCUACUCUUCGUAUCUGGGAUAUUGAAACAGGACAGUGUUUACAUGUGUUGAUGGGUCAUGUUGCAGCUGUGCGAUGUGUACAGUAUGAUGGAAGAAGAGUUGUUAGUGGGGCGUAUGAUUUCAUGGUUAAGGUGUGGGACCCUGAAACGGAAACCUGUCUGCAUACAUUACAGGGACACACCAACAGGGUCUAUUCAUUACAGUUUGAUGGUAUCCACGUAGUAAGUGGUUCACUUGAUACCUCUAUUCGUGUAUGGGAUGUGGAGACUGGGAAUUGUAUUCAUACGCUAACAGGGCAUCAGUCAUUAACAAGUGGAAUGGAAUUGAAGGACAACACACUCGUUUCUGGAAAUGCAGAUUCCACAGUAAAAAUCUGGGACAUCAAAACAGGACAGUGUUUACAAACAUUACAAGGGCCUAACAAACAUCAGAGUGCUGUGACAUGCCUCCAAUUCAACAAGAACUUUGUGAUAACUAGCUCAGAUGAUGGGACUGUAAAACUUUGGGACCUGAAAACAGGGGAGUUCAUUCGAAAUUUGGUUACACUGGAAAGUGGAGGAAGUGGAGGUGUUGUCUGGAGAAUCAGAGCAUCGAAUACAAAGCUUGUGUGUGCAGUUGGAAGCAGAAAUGGGACUGAAGAAACAAAGUUGCUUGUAUUGGACUUUGAUGUGGACAUGAAGUGAAGAAAUGGAAUAAGAAUUUGCCUAUUAGCUCAGUGUACAUCACCCUGCCAUUGGUGGGUACAGGAUGUUGGUUCAGGGCAACAGGAUGCAUGAUGAAGACACAAAGACCUAUGGAUCACCGGGAAAGGGAGUAAGGGAGGACAUCUUAUAACUGACAAAAUUUGACUUGGUCAGAUGCACAUAUUGUCUUGUUAUAUCUGCCUUCUCUUUUGACUCUGGGCAGUUUUUGUGUAGAAAGAAUUGAUACAAAGCAGAGUGCAAUGAUUAUUUUUUUAAAGAUUCUCAGCAGCAAGGCAUAAAAAAAAUUAUUUGAAAUGUUAUGUUUUAAACAAGCUGCUUAUCAGGCCAAGAGCUGGUUUUCUUAAAGACUUGGUUGUUUAAAUGUCUCAGUUUUGUU